AUGGAUCGCAAGAUCGAUCGCGAAACGCUCGCCGCACUAGUGGAGUCGGAGCCGUGCUUAUGGUAUCCUGGUCACGAUCACUUCCACAGGAAGGACAAAAAGAUGAAGCCUGGGAGAGGAUUGUCGAAAAGGCGAGACAAAGGAAUUAUUUGCGAUGGUGAGAGUAUGCGAGACGGAUAUAAAAGAGCGAGGAAUCCGCGAAGCAGUUCUGCCGGAAGAUCCACUGGAUUCAAUCAGUGUCUGAGUCUGGACCAGGCGGAUGUGGGAGGAGUGCGUUCGUCAAACAUUGACGAAACAGGAGAAGAUUCGGAUUAUUAUCAAGACGAGAACGGUAUGGUAUCGUGA
This is a messenger RNA of Cylicocyclus nassatus, 345 nucleotides long. The record is from the annotation of a GenBank genome assembly. Lineage: Eukaryota; Metazoa; Nematoda; Chromadorea; Rhabditida; Strongylidae.